Molecule: messenger RNA, 1639 nt
Organism: Pseudo-nitzschia multistriata
Lineage: Eukaryota; Bacillariophyta; Bacillariophyceae; Bacillariales; Bacillariaceae
Source: the annotation of a GenBank genome assembly
GAUAUGGUUCUGAACGGGGACAUGGUCGAGAACUAUCUCGAGAUGACCCAGACCCUUUACAAACUUCGAGAAACCGCACCCGAGACGGUCCCGAGCGACCAGCUAAAUAAUUUUUACGGGACCCUAACGAAAGACCAGCUGAAGCGGGCAUACCCCGGGCUGAUGCGCGUGGAGGUCCUCUUGGACGAGGACAAGUAUGGGACGCAGACCGAGCUGGAUCCGGUGCCCGUCUUUGCUGACAAGCAAGACAUCGAUCCAAGGCACUGCUGCCACAUCGAGGACUUUGCAGUCAGCGAGAACCGGCCGAAAUCGCUGGGGAGCGACAAGCUAUUUCUGUGGGAGACCAACGUGAGUUGAUUCUUAGUUUUUGGGAUUCUUUUUGCUUUGCGGCGGUGUGGUGUUCCAUUUUGUUGUGUGUUGUGCUGUGCUGUGCUGUGCUGUGCUGUGCUGUGCUGUGCUGUGCGGUGCGGUGCGGUGCUAUCCAGUUGCACAAACGGUACUCGUAGUUUUUGUCAGUGUUUCUCACUCUCCCACGUUUGUUUUUAUGUAAAAAUUCCACCGAUUGCAAACUCGACUACCCAAUCACAAUCACGACGACAAAAACGUAACUAAACAAUCCUAAUCCCAACGAACCAAACUAAAACUAAAACACGGACCAAGAUUGUCGCUCUGGGGGUGCGGCACGUCGACGAACUCGGCUGGGUAACCCUGUUGCGUGGCCCACGGGCCCGGCAGGGAGAGACGGGACUGACCAUCUCCGAUUUUUGGAGCGGGACGCAGAAGUAUUUUGAUUCCAAAACGAGGCGACCGCCGCCGGGCUCCUUCAACCACGUCAACAAUGAGGGGGGCUGGAUGGGAACCCGGCAACAAAUAUGGGAAUGGCACACAGAGAUUUGCUUGGGUGGUAAGUGUGGAAUUUGUGUGAUUUUGGAUGGUAGAAUAGUUUCAGCGUGGUCAUUGAACAUUACCAAGAGUGCGUUGACAUUGCAGUUUGUUGUCGGCCAAGAGCAUUGCUCAGCUAACCAACGCCGGUUCAUUUUCCCAAUCUUUCUCUGCGACAUCAACAACAGGAUUUUUGCCUCCGUUUGAUUCACCACAUUACAAUUAUGUAAGUUGAGUAAAAACAAAUGAUCGUUCGUUGCGUCGAUUCGUCUCGAUCCAUUAUGCUCUCUCUGUAUCUGCAGUUUGCACUUACAAUAGAUACCGCUUGCAUUUUUGUUUUUCGUUGCCUUUCCCGUGGCGUGAAAUGGCGCGGGAUAGGAUGGCCUUGACCCCCGGAACGUCGAGUUUUGGUCCGGUGGUCUGAAUUUGUUCACGGCACGCCACGCCUGCAACAUGCAACGACUCGUCAGCCUAGAUCCUGACAAGUUUUCGAAGCAACUCAUUUAUCACUCAGCCAAUAACAAGCAGCGGCAACUGCACGGAAAGAGGCAUACGUUUGUCAAAAUCAAUGAUUUGUACGGGCAGCUUUUGACCGUGAGCAAGGAUGCCGAGGAGAAAAUGGACGGAAAGUAGCAAGAAGCAAACCAACUCCUUCGAGCACUAUCUUUCGGUGUUAGAGCAGCACUAUCUUGCAGUCUCGACAGAACCCGAAAAAGCUGCGGUACCGGUAGGGGUUGAAUACAAUGCACGUUGUCUA